AUGCGCAUUUUCAUUGUCAUCCUGGUUUUAGUUUUCGUCUCGAAGGAGGCUCAAGCUUGGGGUUUCAAGAAUGGAGUACUUCAUAACUCAAUUUGGCUGGAACAAGCAGCUGGAGUUUACCACCGGGAAUCUCGCAAAGGGAGAUAUCAGCUGACCUACAAAGAAGCCAAGGCAGUGUGUAAAUACGAGGGGGGAACUUUAGCCACUUAUGAUCAGCUAGAGGCCGCCCGCCAAAUAGGUUUUCAUGUGUGUGCAGCUGGAUGGUUUGACAAAGGACGUGUUGGAUAUCCUAUUGUCAAAGCUGGUUCUAAUUGUGGUUUUGGGAAAACUGGAAUAAUUGAUUAUGGUUAUAGAGUCAACAAAAGUGAGAGAUGGGAUGUCUACUGCUACAACCCUCAUGCGAAAGAGUGUGGUGGAGUGCACACAGAUCAGCAGAAGGUUUUCCACUCCCCUGGAUAUCCAGAGGGAUAUCAGGACGAACAGAUCUGCUACUGGCAUAUUCGUGUGCGCUAUGGUCAGAGGAUCAGACUGCACUUCCUGGACUUUGAUAUUGAGGAUGACACAGCCUGCCUCAGUGACUACCUUGAGAUUUAUGAUAGUUACGAUGAUGUUGCUGGCUUUGCUGGAAGGUUCUGUGGAGAUGAGUUACCAGAGGACUUUAUCAGUACAGGUAACGUCAUGACUCUGAAGUUCAUCUCGGAUGCUUCAGUGACAGCUGGUGGUUUUCAGCUGGAGUACAUCGCUGUGGAUUCCUCCACCAUCUCAGAAAAUUAUACUGACUCCUACACUUGA
Messenger RNA from Chanos chanos (milkfish), 792 nucleotides. It is a transcript of the gene tnfaip6, whose product is annotated as tumor necrosis factor, alpha-induced protein 6. Gene Ontology annotation, biological process: negative regulation of inflammatory response; cell adhesion. The record is from RefSeq and is a predicted model, not a curated record. Lineage: Eukaryota; Metazoa; Chordata; Actinopteri; Gonorynchiformes; Chanidae. The transcript has 6 exons. Bases 1 to 792 code for a protein of 263 amino acids. Gene Ontology annotation, molecular function: hyaluronic acid binding.